Engraulis encrasicolus (European anchovy) is the source of this 5044-nucleotide messenger RNA. RefSeq names its product solute carrier family 6 member 4a (gene slc6a4a). The transcript has 14 exons. Gene Ontology annotation, cellular component: plasma membrane; neuron projection. Gene Ontology annotation, biological process: serotonin uptake; sodium ion transmembrane transport. The coding region runs from base 440 to 2422 and encodes 660 amino acids. NCBI's taxonomy places the organism in Eukaryota, Metazoa, Chordata, Actinopteri, Clupeiformes, Engraulidae. Gene Ontology annotation, molecular function: serotonin binding; serotonin:sodium:chloride symporter activity. The record is from RefSeq and is a predicted model, not a curated record.
AAGACCACAGAAUGAUCAGGGCAUUGCUAGAUGUGCCUGUAUCCUCGAGGCCUGUAUCCUCCCUUUCCUCCUUGACUUUUGCAUGGCUAUGGUAAUCUGAAUGCUCGGUGUGUAUCAGUGGAACUUGACUGUGCACCUGCUAAAGCCAAGCACAAGCUGUUUUUCCACCUGGGCUUGUUAACUCAGAGCGCCCGGCCAGCUCCUCCAGUUGCUUUUCGAUCCAUAAAAAACCCCUGAGCACCGCAGCCCCGGCUCCAUUCGCACCGACGUUUCCUUCUCCUCCACUCCUCGUGGUCCCCUGAUGGGCACCGCCAUCACGCCGUCCCAUAGUUCCAGAGGUCCAGCAGCAGCAGCAGUAGGAGCAGCAGCAGCAGCAGCAGCAGCAGCAGCGUCACCGACGACAACCGCUUCCUAACAACAUCACCAUCCCUCCAUCACCAUGGAGAUGAAACAGUCCAUGAUGAUGAUGAUGAGCCGAGAGAACGGAGACGGAGAGAAGGAGAAGCCGGAGAAGCCGGAGGAGGGCUCGCAGCAGGAGAACGGUAUGCUCAUGGGGGGCAACGACGACAACAACACCGUGGACCAGAAAGCCGAGAAGGUCAACUCGGGUCCGCCGACUCAGGUCUCCAACGGGUACCCCAGCAGCACCUCUCCUCAGAGCCCCAGCGGGGGUGAGGGACACUGGGGAAGCGGGGGAGGACCGGGCCCCCUCAGGACCCUGGUGGUCCAGCAGACCAGCCUGGAGCCGCCACGCGAGACCUGGAGCAAGAAGAUGGACUUCCUGCUGUCCGUCAUCGGCUACGCGGUGGACCUGGGCAACGUCUGGAGGUUCCCCUACAUCUGCUACCAGAACGGAGGAGGUGCGUUCCUGCUGCCCUACCUGCUGAUGGCGGUGUUCGGGGGCGUGCCGCUGUUCUACAUGGAGCUGGCGCUGGGCCAGUUCCACCGCAGCGGCUGCAUCUCCAUAUGGAGGCACAUCUGCCCCAUCUUCAAAGGUAUAGGCUUUGCCAUCUGCAUCGUUGCGCUGUACAUUGCCUUCUACUACAACACAGUGAUGGCCUGGGCCCUCUACUACCUCCUAUCCUCCUUCCGCGCCACGCUGCCCUGGACCUCCUGCAAGAACUCCUGGAACACCGUCAACUGCACCCCCUACCUGUCCACCGACCUGAACGUCUCCUGGACCAACGCCUCCACCUCCCCCGCCGAGGAAUUCUAUACGAGGCAGGUUCUGCAGGUGCACCUCUCCCCUGGUCUCCACUCUCUGGGUUCGGUGAGCUGGCAGCUGGCCCUCUGCCUGCUCCUCAUCUUCACCGUCGUCUACUUCAGCAUCUGGAAGGGGGUCAAGACCUCAGGCAAGGUGGUGUGGGUGACGGCCACCUUCCCCUACCUGGUGCUGAUCAUCCUGCUGGUGAGGGGCGCCACUCUGCCGGGGGCCUGGAGGGGCGUGGUCUUCUACCUCAAGCCCAACUGGGAGAUGCUCCUGUGUCCCAGGGUGUGGAUCGACGCGGCUGCCCAGAUCUUCUUCUCCUUGGGCCCGGGCUUUGGAGUUCUUCUGGCCUUCGCCAGCUACAACCCCUUUCACAACAACUGUUACAAAGAUGCUCUGGUGACCAGCUCGGUGAACUGUCUGACCAGCUUCCUGUCGGGCUUCGUGAUCUUCACGGUGCUGGGCUACAUGGCGGAGAUGCGGGGCGAGAACGUGGACACGGUUGCCAAGGACACAGGGCCAAGUCUGCUGUUCAUCAUCUAUGCGGAGGCCAUCGCCAACAUGCCGGCCGCCACAUUCUUCUCUAUCAUCUUCUUCCUCAUGAUCAUCAUGCUGGGCCUAGACAGCACAUUUGCCGGUCUUGAAGGCGUGAUCACGGCUGUGUUGGAUGAGUUCCCCCACCUCCUGGCCAAGAGGAGAGAGUGGUUCGUCCUCGGCCUCGUCUGCGUCUGCUACCUGGGCGCCCUCUCCACACUGACAUACGGAGGAGCGUAUGUGGUGAAGCUGUUUGAGGAGUAUGCCACGGGGCCGGCCGUCAUCACCAUAGUCUUCCUGGAGGUCAUCGCUGUCUCCUGGUUUUACGGGACGUCUCGUUUCUGCAGUGACGUGCAGCUGAUGCUGGGCUUCGCCCCGGGGCUGUUCUGGAGGGUGUGCUGGGUGGCCAUCUGCCCCUGCUUCUUACUGUUCAUCAUCUACAACUUCCUGAGGUAUCCUCCUGACGUGUCUCUGUUCGACUACAAGUACCCCUUCUGGACCACGGUGCUGGGCUACUGCAUAGGGGUCUCCUCCUUCAUCUGCGUGCCUGCCUACAUGGUCUACAGCCUCAUCACCACCAAAGGGACCUUCAAGCAGCGGCUUCUGAAGUGCAUCACCCCAGAGGUGGGUGGAGGGAGCGGAGCGCCCCACAGAGAUAUGAUCAUCACCAACGCCGUCUGAGUGAAUGAGAGAGAGAAAGAGAUAGAGAGCAAGAGAGCGAGCGAGUGGGAGCAUACCGCCCCCUUCUGGACACGUGGCGCAACUGCUGUGGAAGAACAUGGAUUUGGGUUUGGGGUUUGGUUGGCUCGAUAUCGAGGGGGUUGUGGUGGCCCCUUUACCGUGCCCCCACCUCGGCCCCAAUGUCUGUCUGCACUCGUCUGCCCUACCCUCUCCAUUUCCAGUACCCGGCACCACUCCUUGGAGCAUGGGGGGAGGGCCAAGUUGAUGUUCUUCCACCAUGGGCUGAGAGGGAGGGAAGAGGUACCGCACCACACACAGCAGCUCCCACCGUCCUUUCCGUGUGACCGUGUUGUGAACUAGGUAGCACUGUCGCAUUCUGUUUUUUCGUCCACACGUUCACGUCACCUCAUAGUGGUUAAAAAAAAUCAACUUUUGAGUGAAUGUGACGACGUAUACGUAGCACAAUACAUGUCCAACAUGCCUCAACAUGAGUGGCACUUUUGUUUCUAAACGUUAUGUUUAAAAAAUAUGAAAUAUUUGAGAUGUUUCAGUUUGCAUAGCAGUGUUUUUUUUAAUGGUGAACGUGAGUGUACUGGGCCAUUGGUCAUAUACCAUGUUCAUAACUCUUUCACCUAUCACGCAGCCUCCUUCUGUCCUUACGAUGUAACAAGUUAUAAUCGUUUUUAUCACAAGAGAGAAAAAAAUCAGGUAACUUUUACUUUUCUAUACGAAACCAAAUAUUACGAUAUUUUGUUGCUAUAAAAUACAGGUAUGUCCAAAUGUUACUUUAACGAGCGCUGAUUGCUAAUGAGGGAAGCGCGGAAUAGUCCACACUAUGUCUGGCUUUAAGAUCGCGUUUAGCAUUAGCCUGUUUUUCCGAUUAAGUAGUCGGAAAACUGGCUUUAAAAAAAAGCCUCUCAGGCGAGUGUUUUAUUGUGAGCAUUGGUAAGCGUGAUUGUGUUUGUCUGUGUAUAUGGGUAUAUAUGCAGGCACAUAUCAUGACAGACCCUACUUUUGGACAGUGAUGUAAAACCUGGAUUCAUUAGUUAUUUACAAUCCAGCCCCAUAUAGGCCUACCUAUAUCAAGUUACCUGCUUUUACCUGCCCGAUUGAACCAGGCUACUGCUUGGUUGAAUGAUCACCUGGUUGAAUUGGCCAGGUGAACCCAGAUCAUCUGGAAUAUGUGGCACUGGAUUCAGAGGCGAUUCUAGUGUCGGUGGGGGCCCCAAGCAAAAACCCAAAUGAAUGAACAUUCGAAGCAAAUUGGCGCGAUUAUAGUUUAAAGUUUAGCUGUUUUUCACCAUCUAGUGGCUUGGGGGCCCCAAGCGACUGCCUGCCUUGCCUGGUGACAAAAUGCGCCUCUGACUGGACUGUAAAACGAAUGACUUCAGGUUGCCCAUCACUGAUUUUGGAUGACAUCAAUAUGAAGAUGCAUCCCUGUGCAGCCUGGCACAAACCCACGGCCAUCUAGCGUUAAAAAGCAUCAUGUGUAUCUUUGUAAGAUGUAUAUUUAUUAUUUCAAGAGAUGAUAUGUUGAGUUGCAUAUACUUUUAUGUAAUGCUGUUUAUUACAAGACAAUAUUUUAUUUUGCUUUUUUUCUGAUUCCAUUUUGUGGUUUCACACAUUUGUACAAAUUUUGGUGAACCCCCCGAAAAAAUCGUAUGAAUACAACUGUCAGACGUCGUCAUCAUGUUGGUAACUCUCAGAGGCCUUUGGAAUACCAUACAUGAAACAUUUUUAUUUUCAUUUUAUUUUCACAAUAAGAAAAAAAACCCUACAUCUUGUAUUUGAUCGGAAUGUAAUAUGUAAAGGAAUGUGCAAUUGUAGUUUGCAGAUUGUUGUGUAAUCAAAACUGUUAAACCCUUUCCACCUUUACUGAGUACUGAUCUCUGACGAAGAGGGAGAAGGUGUAAAGAUGCGUUUUUCAAGUGUGUGUGUGUGUGUGUGUAUGUGUGUGUGUGUGUGUUCACGUCUGAGUGUGUGUAUUUUGACAGCAUUACUGACUGUGGUUAUCUGUGUGUUGAUGAAAGAGAAAGAGAUAUAGAGUGUGUGUUACUGUCUGUGAGGCAGAUCGUGUGUGCGUGUGCGCGUGCGCGUGUGCGCGUGAGCGCCCGCGUGCGACUGCACGUGCAUGUGUGCAUGCGCGUGUGUAUGUGUGUGUGUGUGAGUGAGUGGGCGCAAAAAGACAAAAUUCUUGUUAGACUGUUAACCAUUGUUUGUGUGUGUGUUUAGGGAGGUUUGGAGGACUCCAGAGCCACGGUGUGUGUGUGUGUAGCCCUUGUCUGUGUGUGUGUGUCUGUGUGUGUGCGUGUGUGUGUGUACGUAUGUGUGCGUGUGUGUGUGAGCGCAUGUGUGUACGUAUGUAUGUGUGUGCAUGCUCGCUGGUGUGACUCUACUGUGCUUCUCUUCUCGUGCCUUGGCAUUGUGACACUCUCCUGUCCUGUCCAGGGGGAUCCACUGUUACUGCAGUAAAAGUUCAAGCCUUCUCUUGUACCUCUGAAACCUGUUGUCGACCUGUCGAUGUCCGUAAGAUUGUAUUGGAAUAAAAAAGUUAUAGAAUAAACCUCUAUAAAUAAAUAAAUAUAUAUAUAUAUAUAAAUAUCAAAUAAAAGAAAAGUAUAA